AUGUCGUCCUCCCAGGCGCCGGCAGAUGGCUCCUCAGCUCCGCAACCCAAGCGCGACAUUGGUGGGGCUUACCACCCGCCAGAGAAGGACCUCGUCCCUGGCCCUGAUGGUACCAUGAUGUCCAAGUCGGCAGCCAAGAAGGCAUUCAAGCUUGCUGAGGCUGCAGCCAAGAAGGCGGGAAAGCAGGCCGUUGCCGCUGAGAGGAAGGGCAACGCUGCUGAAGGAGCGCCAAAGAAGGAAAAGGCAAAGAAGGAAAAGGUCGAGGAGCCCGAGUGGGUCAACAAGACGGUCGCAGGAGAGAAGAAGGAUCUCUCGGCGCCCAUGGAAUCAGGCUACAACCCGGACCACGUUGAAGAAUCGUGGUUCGCCUGGUGGGAGAAGGCUGGCUUCUUCACCCCGUCAGAGCCAAGCGAAGCAGACCCUUACGACCCAGAGAAGACCUUCGUCAUCCCUGCUCCUCCCCCGAACGUUACUGGCUCGCUGCACAUCGGUCACGCCCUUACCAUCUCCAUUCAGGAUGCCCUCAUCCGAUGGCAUCGUAUGCGUGGCUAUCGAACACUAUUCGUCCCGGGAUACGACCACGCUGGUAUUGCGACGCAGGCUGUUGUGGAGAAGCGACUGGCUAAGCUGGAGGGCAAGACGCGCUACGACUACGGGAGAGAAAAAUUCGUUGAAAAGGUCUUCGAGUGGAAGGACGACUAUCAGGCGCGCAUUGCCAAUCAGAUGAGGAGACUGGGAGCAUCCUACGACUUUACUAGAGAGGCGUUUACGAUGGAUGAGGCGAGAUAUACCGCCGUCACCGAGAACUUCUGCAAGCUCUACGAGGAUGGAAUCAUCUACCGAGCUAAUAGGCUGGUCAACUGGUGCUGCAGGCUCAACACGACGCUCUCCAACCUUGAAGUAGACCAAAAGGAGCUCAAGGGCCGCACGCUCAUGAACGUCCCCGGCUACGACGACAAGGAAAAGAUUGAAUUCGGUGUCAUCGUCUCCUUCUCUUACAAGAUCGCUGGCUCAGACGAGAAGAUCACCAUCGCUACCACCCGUCCCGAGACCAUGCUCGGAGACACGGCCAUUGCCGUCCACCCGAAGGACCCCCGCUACACUCACCUCCACGGCAAGUACGCCGAGCACCCCUUCCUGCCCAACCGCAAGAUGCCAAUCGUUUGCGACGACGUGGCCGUCGAUAUGGAGUUUGGAACCGGUGCCGUCAAGAUCACUCCCGCCCACGACCCCAACGAUUACGAGGUUGGCAAGAGGCACAAUCUCGAGUUCAUCAAUAUCCUCAAUGAUGACGGCACGCUGAACGAGGAGGCGGGGCCCUUCGCCGGCCAGAAGCGUUUCAGCGCUCGUCGUGCUGUCAUCGAGGCGCUGAAGAAGGAGGGGUUGUACGUCGAGACAAAGGACAACGAGAUGACGAUCCCCAUCUGCUCGCGAUCGGGCGAUGUCGUUGAGCCGCUGAUCAAGCCGCAAUGGUGGGUCUCUUCGCGCCCUCUGGCUGACGGAGCGGUCAAGGCCGUCAGGGAGCAAGGUAUGGUCAUUGUCCCUAGCCAGAGCGAGCGCGAGUUCCAGAAGUGGAUGGAAAUCAUCCAGGACUGGUGCAUUUCGCGUCAACUCUGGUGGGGACACCGCAUCCCCGCUUACUUCGUCAACGUCGAAGGCGUAGAGCAGGACAAGGACGAUCCUGCCGCGCUCAAGAACUGGGUCGUGGGCCGCACUGAGGCUCAGGCGCACGAGCGAGCAAAGGCCAUUGCGGGUGACAAGCCCUACAAGCUCGAGCAGGACGAGGAUGUGCUGGACACCUGGUUCUCCUCCGGUCUUUGGCCAUUCAGCAUCAUGGGCUGGCCGGAGAAGACCAAGGAUCUCGAGUACUACUACCCGAACUCGAUGCUCGAGACUGGGUGGGACAUCCUCUUCUUCUGGGUGGCGCGUAUGGUCAUGCUUGGCGUGCACCUCACCGGGUCCAUCCCCUUUAAGGAGGUCUUCUGCCAUGCGAUGGUCCGCGAUGCGCAUGGACGCAAGAUGAGCAAGUCGCUUGGCAAUGUUGUUGACCCGCUUGACGUCAUCAGCGGUAUCACUCUCGACAACCUCCACGCCAAGCUGCUCGAGGGCAACCUCGGCCAGGCGGAAGUACAACGUGCCGCCGCCUCACAGAAGAAGGACUACCCGAAGGGAAUCCCGCAGUGUGGUUCCGACGCCCUUCGUUUCGCCCUGUGCGCCUACACUUCCGCAGGCCGCGACAUCAACCUUGACAUCAUGCGCGUGGAAGGCUAUCGCAAGUUCUGCAAUAAGCUCUGGAACGCGACCCGCUUCGCCCUCGCCAAGCUGGAAGGCGGCUUCCAACCCCCUGCCGAGCGCACUCCUAGUGGCAAAGAGAGCCUGGUCGAGAAGUGGAUUCUUCACAAGCUCGACGCUGCCGCCACCACGAUCAACAACGGCAUGUCGCAGCGAAACUUCAUGGCCGCGACGGCUGCGGCGUACAACUUCUGGUUGUACGAGCUCUGCGAUGUGUACAUCGAGGCCAUCAAGCCCAUCACCGAUCCCACCACCUCUGACCCUGCUGCUCGUGCCUCGGCUCAAGCCACCCUCUUCACCUGCCUGGACGAGGGACUCAAGAUGCUACACCCUUACAUGCCCUACGUCACCGAAGAGCUCUGGCAGCGCUUGCCCCGUCGUCCGAGCGAGAAGAGCGAGACAAUCUGUCUCGCCUCUUACCCGGAGGAGAUGGCUGAGCGUAAGGAUGCACAAGCUGAAGAGGACUUCGAGCAGAUCUUUGCGGCUGUGCGUGGUGUGAGGAGCUUGGCCGCGGAUUAUGGCAUCCAGUCCAACAUCCAAGCCUUCAUUGAGGUCACCUCCUCUGACUCGCGCAUCGCGCAACUCUUCGAGUCUCAAAAGGACGUCAUCGUGACCCUCGUCAAGGGCUGCAAGAGCGUAAACGUCGUCCCUGCUAGCUCGAAGGACAUCCCGGCAGGCUGUGUUGUCACAACUCUCUCCGCCUCAGCAAAUGCGCACAUUGUCGCCCGAGGUGUGAUCGAUGUGGGCAAGGAGCUCGCCAAGCUGGACAAGAAGUUGCAACUCAACGAUCAGGCAUGCAAGAAGGAGCGUGGUGUGCAGGAGCGUAAGGAGGAGUUUGAGAAGAUGCCCAAGGAGGUUCAAGAGCGCAGUAUUGGUAGACUGAAGGAGUUGGAGGCGGAGGGUGAGGCAUUGAGGGCUGCGAGGGGGAACUUUGAGAGGAUCAGGGGUGAUGAGUGA
Molecule: messenger RNA, 3249 nt
Organism: Jaminaea rosea
Lineage: Eukaryota; Fungi; Basidiomycota; Exobasidiomycetes; Microstromatales
Product: putative VAS1-valyl-tRNA synthetase
Exons: 3
Coding region: 1-3249 (1082 amino acids)
Biological process (GO): valyl-tRNA aminoacylation
Cellular component (GO): cytosol
Molecular function (GO): aminoacyl-tRNA deacylase activity; valine-tRNA ligase activity; ATP binding
Source: RefSeq, a predicted model, not a curated record